AAUAGGGGCCAGGUAAGCGUCGUGCCCACUGAUCGGUGGCCCCGCCUCUUUCGUUGUUUGCGCAUCCGGCACGCAGUCAGUCAAAUUCCACCACUGGCGCAGUUGUCACAAUAUUUACGCUGAUCUCUGUCAAAUGCGACACGUUGACACCAACCAGUUCAAGGAAGAACUCCAAAGAGGGUUGUCUCUUUCCACAUUCUGUGUCAAAUUAACGAGGCGGUUGCUAAGAGAUGAAGCAUUACAGCGCUCAAAGCCUGUGAUGCUCUAUAGCCUGUAAGGACGACCUCUUCUGUAAUCUGCCUCCUGCACACCUGGCUCAUGUGAAGUACGACCAAGGUGCUCACAUCACAGCAACGUGCUCCGAGCGCAUUGAGCAUGGCCGCAUUAAUCGUCCCCUCUGCCCUCACCAACGCCGACGCUGGGUCCAGGAAAGCUCAGCAAGGGCACGGAAGCAGCCGCGAGCUCCUCAAAUGUGAGAGCGGGUGGCCGAAGCAAGACAGUGGGCAUGUUGGUCAAAACACUGUCCUGGAGAAAACGCGGGAGUUCUUCCAGGUUUGUGACAUCGAGAAAAAAGGCUUCAUCACCCAACGUGACAUGAAGAGGCUGCUUGGCGAGCUCCCGCUCACUGCAGACGAGUUGGAGAAAGUCUUUGACACCCUUGAUUCUGACAGCAACGGGUUUCUUACCCUUGAAGAGUUCUCCACUGGCUUUAGUGAAUUUUUGUAUGGCAGGAGAAUUUCUCUAAACGAAGGCAUGGGGGAUAACUCUCAUUGUAUGAAGCCUCCAGAGGUUCCCUACCACAGCCGGUGGGAUGAGAUCUUGCCAACAUCAGAGGAUGAAGAGGAGAAGCAUUUUUCCAUGCUGAUCGAGAGCCUUGGAGCCAACAAUGUCUUUGAAGAUCCUACAGCGGUACGCAGUUUGUGGGCCCAGCUGCGUCGAGAUGAACCUCAUCUGUUAUCCAAUUUUGAAGACUUCCUGGCAAGGGUAACAUCCCAGAUAAUUGUGGCUAACCAGGAAAAGAGAGAAAUGGAGAGUGCGCUGAAAAGAAAAGCAGCAACACACGAUGAUGAGAUACAUCGUCUCUAUGAGGAAAUGGAGCAGCAAAUAAAGACUGAAAGAGAACGGCUUGUUCUGCAGGACUAUAAGAGGUUUGUGUCUCGUAGUCAAGACCUUGAGAAACAGCUUAUCACCAAAGAGAAAGAGUUGGAGAAGCUCUUUCACAAGCAAAAGAGGUUGGAAGAUCAAUGUCAGGAGCUUCAUAGUGAGCAACAUGUGACCAAAGUGGAGAAUGUGAAGCUGAAGAAGACUAAUGAUGAACUGGCGAAGGAACUGGAUCACACUAGUCAAGAGCUGCUCCUGGCACAGGAGCAGUUGAGUCUGCUCCAUGAGCAGUCCACAAGACUCAAUGAUGAAAAGGAGAUGGAAAUAUAUCGACUGACGGAGGGACUCCAGCGUGAGCGAGCAAGCCUUCUUAAACAAUUGGACCUGAUGAGGGAAGUGAAUAAACAUUUACGAGAUGAAAAAGACAUUUUCUUUCAGAAACCCAAAAAUUGGAAGAAUACAGGAUUACUGCCAAGGCCCUUAUAUAAUACCGGGACACAUACUUGCUACCCAAAAAGUGAGGACGAGGAAGCAGAUGUAAGGCAAAAUCGAGCCCAUGUGUCAAGCAACGCCUGUGGUCCAGAGAUAAACAGAGGUUACCUACAGAGGAUCAUCUCGAUCGAGGAGGAUCACCUCCCACAUUUGCUCCAAAAUGGUGGCCAGAACCAAAUCCCUCUUCGGCCAUUUAGCGAAGGCGUGGAAGUGUCAGAUCAUCAAGAGACUAUAGACUUGGUGAUGAGCGAUAUUUACCCCACUCAGCCGCAACUGUCAGAGGAAGUGUGUGAAAUAAGUCGAAAGGCUCCCAUGUCUCCAAGGGGUCAACCAGUUGGCAAGGAGACCAGCAUAAAUGAUGAAAGCUGUCUGUCACUGCCAGACUGCCUUUUUAAAAUUGUUCUGGUGGGGAACUCCAAUGUCGGAAAGACCUCCCUCCUUCGACGCUUUUGUGAUGACUGUUUCAACCACGACACAUCCGCCACUGUCGGUAUUGACUACAGUGUGAAAACAAUAAUGGUGGACAACAGCCAGGUGGCGCUGCAGGUCUGGGACACUGCUGGACAGGAAAGGUAUCGAAGUAUCACCAAUCAAUUUUUCCGUAAAGCUGACGGUGUGGUUGUGAUGUACGACAUAACAGUUGAGCAGAGCUUCACAGCUGUCAGACAGUGGCUGACAAGUGUGAAGGAGGGCUCAGGUGAAGACGUAACUUUAAUGCUGUUGGGAAACAAAACAGACUUAGAAAUCGAGAGACAAGUGCAUAUAGUGAUGGGUGAGAGGCUAGCUAAGGACUGUCAGAUGACUUUCUUUGAGUGCAGUGCAUGCUCAGGUCACAAUGUGAUGGAGGCCAUGCUUCAUCUGGCUCGAACCCUGAAACAGCAAGAGGACCGAGAAAAAGAGAAGACUGUCCAGUUGGUCAGCAGCUCAUUGGAGAAGAAGAACUCCUGCUGCUAACAGAUAACACACACACAAUACAGAGUUGCACACUAUCACUCGCCCUUCUUCUUAAAGUCAACAAAACUAUCUCAACUUGGAGUACACAAAAUUCUUAUCCAGGGGUGUUAUAAUGAAAGACGAAAGACCAUUUUUUUUCCUUCUUAUCCUAACUUGGGUCGCACAAAUAGUUACAUCAAAACUUUUUAAAUGUUGACUUUUCACGGGCAGGCUUUUAAUUGUGUAUUUAUGUAUUAAUUCAAAGUGAAUUUUUCACACAAUUCCAUUAUCACUUGCAAUCCAACAUGUCAUAAAUAUAUGUAAAAUAUGAAGUUGUGUUGUCUUGGGGUUAUCCGCAUUUUUAAGUUAUUGGUGUCUUGUAACAAUUCUUUCCGCUGUGUGGUUAAUUUAAUGUGUUGGGUUCAUUGGAAUGUUGUCAUGUGAAAGCGUAGUAUUUGCUGCUAAUUGAUUAUAUUAUUUGAUUCCUCCAUCUUUUUGUUGUUGUUGUGGUUGUUGUUUUUCCAUCUUGUUUUGCAGUUUCUUUCUUUUCAUUAAGGUAUUUUGGAGGAAUACACGUCACUUUUCAUCUGAGGACUGCAUUCAAGAUGUGCAUUUAGAUCAGAUGCGCCUAAUUGACUUGCCAAGUAUUUUAUACACAAUGUGCAACUCAUUACUUAAUGUAACACCAAGUAUUGUUUGUGAUUUUGGAGUUCAGAUACUAUUGUUGAUCUAAUUUACUAUUAGUGCUUUGCUUACCACUGUCUUGCACAUCACUUUUAUGACUACACAGGGAGAUGUAUUUAAUGUCACAAAAAUAAACAAUUGGGUGUUAUUUGUAA
Molecule: messenger RNA, 3365 nt
Organism: Syngnathoides biaculeatus (alligator pipefish)
Lineage: Eukaryota; Metazoa; Chordata; Actinopteri; Syngnathiformes; Syngnathidae
Gene: cracr2aa
Product: calcium release activated channel regulator 2Aa
Exons: 18
Coding region: 376-2547 (723 amino acids)
Molecular function (GO): GTPase activity; calcium ion binding; GTP binding
Source: RefSeq, a predicted model, not a curated record